Molecule: messenger RNA, 909 nt
Organism: Andrographis paniculata
Lineage: Eukaryota; Viridiplantae; Streptophyta; Magnoliopsida; Lamiales; Acanthaceae
Product: AT-hook motif nuclear-localized protein 10-like
Exons: 5
Coding region: 1-909 (302 amino acids)
Molecular function (GO): minor groove of adenine-thymine-rich DNA binding
Source: RefSeq, a predicted model, not a curated record
AUGGCGGUCGGAUUUUCGCAUAAUAGAACUGCGUCUGCUAACGUUACUGUCGGAAAUUUUGCAGAAUUAACCGCCAUCGCAGCGGGUGAGAAAAUAGCUCAAACCGGCGGCGCCGGGGGAACUGGUGAUUCAAUGAUGACGAAAGAGAAAACAGCACUGCAAAAAAACAGCAAAAGAACGCCGGCGAUGUCUCUAGAAUAUUCCUCCCUGGACGUCCCGCCCGGCUUUGCUCCGUUACCGUUACCGUUACCGCCGCUGCCACAGCCGAUCGAAAAUCCGUCCGGUUCAAAUAAACGGCGAGGGAGACCGCGGGGAACCGACAAACGGAAGACUCCUGAUUCGGAUUUGUCCAUUGUAGAUUCAGGCGCAUUGCAGGAAAGCAUAUGGGUAGGAGACAUGAAAGCGCGAGUAGUCAUUGUGAAUCCAGGAGAGAUUGGCAGCUAUCAGGUUUCCGUUUUUUCCGGCAGUGGAACUGUCUCCGGCGUGACGCUUCCGGUCACCGGAGUUUAUGGCAAUGUAAUGACGUUUCAGGGCAGUUUUGAGAUUGUGGGUCUAUCAGGAACUUACACCCUUUCUGAGAGACAAGGGAUCAAAUGUUGGGCUGGAAGAUUAGCCGUUUUAUUAGCCAGGCCUGAUGGCACUGUCAUUGGCGGCACCGUAGCCGGUGUUUUUAUGGCUGCUAGUCCCGUUCGGAUCCUGGUGGGAAGCUUUGAAAGAAACAACCAGCAAGAACCAAGCACACCUUGUACAACAGAAGCAUUGCCACGGCGGCGGCCACGAGCCAGAGCACGUGCAAGAACAACGGCUAAAGCAGCAGGAACUGCAGCAGCACUGGGCUACAGUAGCACCACCACCACCACCAACAAUACCGGCUACAGCACCACCACCGCCGCCGCCAACGAAUGCUAA